Molecule: messenger RNA, 1020 nt
Organism: Corylus avellana
Lineage: Eukaryota; Viridiplantae; Streptophyta; Magnoliopsida; Fagales; Betulaceae
Product: protein NDR1
Biological process (GO): defense response to other organism
Cellular component (GO): plasma membrane; plasmodesma
Source: RefSeq, a predicted model, not a curated record
ACAGUACAAAAAUUGUCAGUAUCCGAUGCCCCACUCCUCCUUCCUCCUCACCUUCGCCCUUACUUUCUUUGAAGCUACCUUAGCCGUCGAGCUAAACAUUACAAAGGGGGUUCGCCGGAGAAGAAAUCACUGAUUUUGUCAGUGGCAAAAACAUGGCUGAGUCGUCCGGUUGCGGUUGCUGUUGCAAGUGCUGUCUGAGAUUAAUAAUAUCUAUAGGUGUGCUGUCGCUGAUCGUGUGGCUAACUCUACGAGCUGACACACCCAAAUGUUCCAUCCAAUACUUUUACCUCCCUGCCCUCAACAAAACCUUAAAUACCCCAAAAAACAACACCCUCUUGUUCGAGCUCAGGCUGCAGAACACCAACAAGGACAAGGGGGUUUACUAUGAUGCUCUGAACCUCACUUUCUAUGACAAUCCCAAUAGAUCGCUGUCGCACAUCAUAGGAACCUACACCAUUCCUGCGUUCUACCAGGGGCACCAGAAAAAGGCGAAGAGGAGAGAGUCUGUGAAGGUCAAUAACACACUGGUUUUAGGGUCGGGUCUAACAAACGGGCCCCCGGUUUUCCGGGUGGAUUUGGCCACGGCGGUCAGGUUCAAGAACAUUUUCUGGAAGUGGAAGAGCAAGAGGCACAAGUUGGUGGUAGCGGCAAAUGUGGAGGUCAACGAACAAGGUGUUAAAGUAAACAAGAAAGGUAUCAAGCUCAAGUCCGGCGCACCGGAGAAUGGGUACUGCGAUCGUGCGCAGGUGGGGGUUUUGCUUGGUUUGAUGGUAUUGGUUUUGCUUAAUUUUCGUUGACUUUUCAUGAUUUCAACUUUCAAGGCAUUUGAUGGUUGAUAUCUUUUUUUUUUUUACCUAAUUUCAGGAAAUUGUUUGUAUUGCUUUAUGUAAGAAGAAAUGCGUGUAUCUUUGCAAAAAUUGACUGUAGAAAUUUACAUUUUUAAUCAUAAUUGUAGUGGGUUGUGCUGGCCAACAUGAAGCUGAAUGAGAAAGAUUGAGCUAUUCUUGUUUCUGGGUCAAA